Messenger RNA from Vanrija pseudolonga, 831 nucleotides. RefSeq lists its product as uncharacterized. NCBI's taxonomy places the organism in Eukaryota, Fungi, Basidiomycota, Tremellomycetes, Trichosporonales, Trichosporonaceae. The record is from RefSeq and is a predicted model, not a curated record. The coding region runs from base 1 to 831 and encodes 276 amino acids. The transcript has 4 exons.
AUGCUCGUCGGCCGCCUGCCCCCCAGCCGUUGGCUGUCAUCCACCUUUGUCGGCAAAUGCUUCUACGUCCAGAUGACCGGCCGCGACCCGCACGUCGUCAUGCGCGAGAAGCACCUCAUCAGGUGCCACGGUGGGUACAUCAUGCGCCAGCCCUUCCCCGGGUGGGGCGCGCCUGCCGACUUCUUCAUCAUCGAGCGCCCCCCCGCCGUGCCGAAGAAGCGCCGUCACUACCUGCACUACGUGGACGAGAACAUGACUCUUGAGGAGACCACCGAGGGCGGUCUCGACCACCUGAUGCUGACCGCUGCCAUGGCCCGCCCACGCAACCGGCCCCUCUUCUUCCGCUCGUCGUGGCUCCGCAAGUGUAUCCGUAAGCGCAAGUGUGACACGUCUGCGCAGACGAUCGACGCCUUUGGCGCGAGCCUCGUGUCUGUUCCCAAGUCGUUGUUCGGCAGUGUCGGCGGCCCCACUUUCCACUACCGAGGUCAAGACCGCCCCUUCAAGAUCUUCCUCGAUGACACGUGCGCCCGCUUCUCUAGGAUGGUCGAAGAACGCGGUGGCGAGAUUACAGCUUUCGAGGACGCCGAGAUCCUUGUCUUCCCCGAGCCCGCUUGGGAGGAGCUGUCGCUCCAGCAGCAGCGCCUCAUCGCUCGUCGUCCGGCCGGCACCGAGGUUGUGCGCAAGGAGUGGGUGAUCGACUGCCUUGACAAGGGCUGGUGUCCGACGGCAUGGUACCCUAUCUUUGGGCUGGAUGGGGAGGACGACGAGGACGAGGAUGCCGUAAUGGUCAAGAAGGAGGAGAAGGAGGACGACGAGGACGAGCAGGAGUAA